AUGUCUUCCUUCAGAAAUUUCGCUUGGAGUACUAUGAUACUGCUUGCCUUUGGCGUCCAGUCCAACUUGGCUUCUCCAACAUCGUCCCCUAAUAUAACGGUCAUGGUCCGUGACGAGAACUUCGCCUACCAUGAAUCUGAAGAGAUGGCCAACGUCGUCCUUUCUCGCAACGCUGAGUCUUCUCUUGUCAAGCGCAGUCACGCAACUGUGCAGGCUUGCAGGACCUCGUCCUGUACCGAUUGUACUACCGUCUUUGAUGGCAGUUUUGUCUCACCUAGCGCUUGCAUUCCCGCCGAGAACACCGCUUGCUUGAUUGUUUCCAACCUUGAAGAUGCGACUAUUUGGAACUGGAACCAUGCUGGCUGUAAUGGUCAUAACACCGACCACAGGGGAUGCCCCACUGGAGAGAACACCUUUGGUGCUGCAGGGACUAACUCCAUCGGCGUGCACCCUGGCUGCUAG
This is a messenger RNA of Penicillium crustosum, 462 nucleotides long. RefSeq lists its product as uncharacterized. The record is from RefSeq and is a predicted model, not a curated record. NCBI's taxonomy places the organism in Eukaryota, Fungi, Ascomycota, Eurotiomycetes, Eurotiales, Aspergillaceae. Bases 1 to 462 code for a protein of 153 amino acids. The transcript has a single exon.